Molecule: messenger RNA, 2937 nt
Organism: Python bivittatus (Burmese python)
Lineage: Eukaryota; Metazoa; Chordata; Lepidosauria; Squamata; Pythonidae
Gene: FHIP2A
Product: FHF complex subunit HOOK interacting protein 2A
Source: RefSeq, a predicted model, not a curated record
GAAACCGGCUCUGGCAAAAGGGCUGCGGCACCGGUGUCCGCGGAGGUAGCGGCUCCUGGAGGCCCCUGAGAGGGGAGGGAGCAGAAGCAGCGGCGCCGGGCGAAGGCGUUCGGCUUCCGGGCUCCCUAGCUGAGCCCGGCGCGGGUGGGUGUUCGCCUCCGUCAGUGCCACGGUGUCUCUUGCGGCAGGCAGAGCUAGGCAGCCCGACUUGCUUCGGUAGCCGAUCCGAUCCCCGCUGCCCGGUCACCCGCAUGCAGCCCUCACCCUGGAGCGGAGGCGGCGGAUCGAAGAGCUCUCCAGAACCUCCCGGCAGCGGCUGCUUCAGUCCAGGGACAAGAUGUUCUCCAAGUUCACCUCCAUCCUGCAGCACGCCGUGGAGGCGCUUGCACCUUCCCUUCCAUUGCAAGAGGACUUUGUUUACCAUUGGAAGGCAAUUACCCAUUACUACAUAGAAACAUCAGAUGACAAAGCUCCUGUGACUGAUACCAAUAUUCCAUCACAUCUGGAGCAAAUGUUGGACAUUUUGGUUCAGGAAGAAAAUGAAAGGGAAUUUGGGGAAACAGGGCCUUGUAUGGAAUAUCUGCUACAUCACAAAAUCUUGGAGACUUUAUACACCUUGGGCAAGGCUGAUUGUCCUCCAGGCAUGAAACAGCAGGUUUUAUCUUUUUAUACUAAACUUCUGGGAAGAAUACAGCAACCUCUUCUUCCACACAUAAAUGUACACAGACCUGUGCAGAAAUUAAUCAGACUUUGUGGUGAAGUCCUAGCAACACCUACAGAAAAUGAAGAAAUCCAAUUUCUCUGCACAGUAUGUUCAAAAUUGAAACAAGAUCCAUACCUGGUUAACUUUUUCCUUGAGAACAAGCAGAAAGGAUUGGCUUCAAAAGAUGCAGCAAACUCAGUCAUAGAAGACGUGGUAGAAGGGCAAGGUUCUGGGGUGACAGAUACAGGACAAUCCAUUCAGUCUGAAGAAACAUCAAAUAGGACAAAACAAGCAGAGAGAGAGAAUAACCUUCAGCAAGCAGAUGACUUGUCUGCAAAUCAAGUUGAAUUAAACAUCCCUUCAUCUCCAGAGGCUAUAGCUGUUCGCCCACAUGGGGACUAUAAUUUGGUGAAUUCUCUGCUCAAUCUUACCAAAAGCCCGGAUGGCCGAAUAGCAGUGAAAGCUUGUGAAGGCCUCAUGCUUCUAGUGAGUCUGCCUGAGCCAGCAGCUGCCAAGUGCUUAACACAGAGUACCUGUUUAUGUGAACUGCUGACAGAUAGGCUGGCCUCUCUCUACAAAGCCCUUCCUCAGUCAUUGGAUCCCUUAGAUAUCGAAACAGUCGAAGGCAUUAACUGGGGUUUGGAUUCCUACAGCUACAAAGAAGAUGCAUCUGCUUUCCCAGGGAAAAGAGCUCUGAUUUCAUUCCUAUCCUGGUUUGAUUACUGUGAUCAGCUCAUUAAGGAAGCUCACAAGACAACUGCUGUUGCCAUGGCAAGCUCAGUGCGGGAGCGUUUUUUCAUUGGCGUGAUGGAACCUCAGCUAAUGCAAACUUCAGAGAUUGGAAUUCUUACUUCAACUGCCCUGUUGCAUCGUAUCGUUCGGCAAGUCACAUCAGAUGCCUUAGUUCAUGAAAUGGUUUGCUUUAUCCUUGGAGAGCAGAGGGAGCCAGAAAAACUAAUGGAUGUCAACAGGCACCCAUUGCGACAUCGCUUAAUUGAGCACUGUGAUCACAUUUCAGAUGAGAUCAGCAUAAUGACCCUCAGAAUGUUUGAACAUCUUUUGCAAAAGCCUGAUGAACACAUUCUUUAUAACCUGGUUCUUAGAAAUUUAGAGGAGAGGAACUAUACUGAAUAUAAACCACCCUGCCAAGAAGAUAAAGAUGUGGUAGAAAAUGGGCAGAUAGCAGGAGCAGUAGACCUAGAAGAAGAUCCUUUGUUUACAGAUCUUUCUCCUGAUACUGUAUUGUCAAAUCAAGAGUGGCUUAGCGCUUCACCACCUACAACCCCAGAUCAUCCAAAAAAUGAUGGGAAGACUGAAGUCCAUAAAAUUGUAAAUAGUUUUCUCUGUCUUGUACCAGAUGAAGCCAAAUCUUCUUACCAUGUGGAAGGAACAGGUUAUGAUACCUACCUCAGAGAUGCCCAUCGACAAUUUCGGGAUUAUUGUUCCACAUGCUUACGAUGGGAAUGGCCAGGAUCUCCUAAGCCUCUGGAAAAGUGCAAUUUAGAAGCUGCAUUCUUUGAAGGACAUUUCUUAAAAGUUCUCUUUGAUAGAAUGGGCAGAAUUCUUGAUCAGCCAUAUGAUGUCAAUUUACAAGUCACAUCUGUAUUGUCCAAGCUCUCCUUGUUUCCACAUCCACAUAUUCAUGAAUACCUUUUGGAUCCCUAUGUAAACCUGGCUUCUGGCUGCCGUUCUCUUUUUUCAGUAAUUGUUAGAGUUGUUGGGGAUCUCAUGGUACGGAUUCAGCGCAUACCUGAUUUCACACCUAAACUUCUACUGGUCAGGAAGCGUCUUCUUGGUUUAGAACCGGAAGGGCCUAUUGUUGACCACAUGACAUUACUUGAAGGUGUGAUAGUAUUAGAAGAGUUUUGUAAAGAGCUGGCUGCAAUUGCAUUUGUGAAAUACCACUCUUCAUCAACACCAUGAGCAGCAAUCUUGGGUUGUUGAAAUUUCAUGAUCAUUUAGGGUUUCAGUCAGAAAUGGCUGAUAAAUCUUCCCAGGCAAGAAAGCAAAAAAGCAAAGCAUUGGCAUUCAUUUGGAAAGUUGAUAUGGGACACAUUCAAAUUGUAGAAGUGCUUUCUUCGUUCAUUGGCAGUAGCCACUUGGAAAUGCAAAACAGACAUCUUACCAUCAAUGCAAAUCAAGGGAUAGUGGCCCAAAAAAAAGUAGCAUGCUUCAAGAGUUACAGCGAUUGGGACUUUAGUUAAAACAUUUUCUUUUAAUAACCUUCUGGGAAG